Molecule: messenger RNA, 1511 nt
Organism: Alnus glutinosa
Lineage: Eukaryota; Viridiplantae; Streptophyta; Magnoliopsida; Fagales; Betulaceae
Product: homeobox-leucine zipper protein HAT3
Exons: 4
Coding region: 273-1202 (309 amino acids)
Biological process (GO): regulation of DNA-templated transcription
Cellular component (GO): nucleus
Molecular function (GO): DNA-binding transcription factor activity, RNA polymerase II-specific; sequence-specific DNA binding
Source: RefSeq, a predicted model, not a curated record
AUCAUUAAAUCUCUCUCUCUCUCUCUCUCUCUCUCUCUAUCUAUAUAUAGUCCCAUCCAUCCUUUCCACUGUACUGCAGAAAGAAAAAGCUCUGGUGACACCACAACUGCCAAAGCUUGAGUCAUUUUCUAGCCUUCUUUUCCGUUUUGCUUUCUCUGAAUCCAAACGCUGGGAAUCAGAACAAAAAUCCCAGAUAUUUGAAAGAGAAAACAGAGAAGCUUGGUGGGUUUUGUUUUUGUUUUUGUUUUUGUUUUUUUUUCUUGGAGGGAGACAUGGGUGAGAAAGAUGAUGGGUUGGGGCUGGGGCUGGGUCUGGGAUUGAGCUUGGGCUCGGGAUGUGGUGGGAAUCUUCAGACUUCUCUGAAUAUGAAUCCCAUUCACAGGCCGCAGCCUUCACAGAUGGUGCAAAAUCUUGACAAGAGGAGUACUCCUUGGAAUGAGAUGUUUCAGUUUCCUGAUCGAAACCCAGAUACGAGGCCGUUGCUGGGAGGAGUGGACGUGAACCGGUUGCCGUCGAUGGCGGAUUGCGAGGAUGAAAAUGGGGUCUCUUCACCCAACAGCACGGUUUCGAGCUUAAGCGGAAAGAGGAGCGAGAGAGAUCCAAACGGCGACGAGAACGACGCCGAGAGGGCGUCAUGCUCUCGCGGCAGCGAUGACGAAGACGGGGCCGGCGGCGACACGUGCCGGAAGAAGCUCCGGCUUUCAAAGGAGCAGUCUCUGGUUCUGGAGGAGACCUUCAAGGAGCACAAUACUCUCAAUCCGAAGCAAAAGCUGGCAUUGGCAAAGCAGCUGAACCUGAGCCCGAGACAAGUGGAGGUGUGGUUCCAGAACAGGAGGGCAAGGACCAAGUUGAAGCAAACGGAGGUGGAUUGUGAGUACUUGAAGAGGUGUUGUGAGAAUCUAACAGAGGAGAACAGGCGGCUGCAGAAGGAGGUGCAGGAGCUUAGGGCACUGAAGCUCUCGCCACAGCUUUACAUGCACAUGAACCCUCCCACCACGCUCACCAUGUGCCCUUCAUGUGAGCGUGUGGCCGUCUCAUCGUCGUCCUCCUCGUCCUCUGCCGCUACUUCUUCCGCUGUUGCUCCGACCGGCCCAAUCCGCCACCCAAUGGGCCCCAACGUCCAACGUCCCGUACCCAUCAACCCGUGGGCGACGUUACCGAUCCAUCAUCGACCGUUCGAUGCCCCUGCUCCGCGAUCGUAAUUGUGGUAAAGCUAACGAGUCCAUGCAAGGGCAUUGUGGUCGGUAGGAUGAAAUGAAAUGGGAUAUAAUGUGUGUGGAAGCGAGGAAAAUUGUUGAGGGGGGCAUGAUAAUGAGUGUUAGGAGAUAAAUUUAGAAGUCAAUUAGGGUUUGGGGACAUCUGUUUGUUGAGUCGAGUCUUAGAUAGAGUUGGAUAUGAAGUCAAGUCUAGAUAGAGAAAAAAAAAAGGUUGUAAGCAUUGGACAAGAAAAAGGGAAGGCAAGUAGGAUGACUUGAACGAUAAUAAAGAGAAUCUAAAGUCUCUUUUGAUUA